AUGGGCUAUGGUGAUGCGCGGUAUUUAUCAUUAUCCCUCUUCGCCAAAUGGUGGAGCACACAGAUUCCGGAGCACCCCCGAGAUAGACAUGAGAUCAAUAUUAGGCGCGCAAUCAAUGCCCGCCGCAUCAUGUCCAAUGAUUUAUCCUGGCUCUCUGCGGAUACUCCCGGAACGUUCUUGCCGGAGCUCAUUUGGUACCCUAAUACCUUGGACAUGACGAUCUAUGAGAGGCUUGCUCACAUGAGACCAGAUAUGUUUGAAGAAUGUUAUACACAUACGUGGGAUGAUUUGCUGCGCACUGCACCCGAGCUUUGCAGGGAACAAUUCGCACACGAUUUUAGCAAGGCCGAUUCCAACCUCAAAAACCCUAAGCUGUGGUGGCUGACCAAACAUGCGAGCCAUGCAUUGCGGAUAGAAGCCGCUGCCUCCCCGAACAAUCACUUCCAAAACUGCAUUUCUGAGUCUGUACCUAACGCUGGUGACAAAUUGGGGCACUGGCACAAUCCUCCGACCAUCUUUUUCCAUGACCCCGUCCGCCCCGGAGCGUGUGAAUGUCCGUAUAAUGGAAUGGAUUGUGGUCUUGGUGAGGGCAUGGACCUUUGUUUGUUUCUCGGUGAUGCCCUGUCAAAGGAGACCUGGAAAACGAAAAUCCUGGAUGAGGGAUGCACAACAGCCAGUCUUCAGGAAGUGUGGGACUUGUCACAUGAGAACAAAAAUCAAACAUGA
Molecule: messenger RNA, 726 nt
Organism: Aspergillus eucalypticola CBS 122712
Lineage: Eukaryota; Fungi; Ascomycota; Eurotiomycetes; Eurotiales; Aspergillaceae
Exons: 3
Coding region: 1-726 (241 amino acids)
Source: RefSeq, a predicted model, not a curated record